CCCUGCUAAAACCCCAUAAGGAGAAGGCGAGAGGGAUAACCUUUGGCAUCCAUGCUGUCAGGAGCUGGACUGAGCAGCUGGCUUUGGGAAUAAAGACGGACAGUCUUAGACAGAGGCACGGGCCCUGGGAGGACUAGAUCUCCCAGAUUGCCAGUUCCCCAGAGAAGCAUUCAGCUGCCUUCUUCUUGGUGCUGGGCACAAGGAGAGCUCCUUCUCCCUGGUGUGAAUUAACCUCAUUACAGAGCUAAGAAGGAAAGGACAAGCAAUAGUAUUUUCUCAACAUCCUAGCCUCUCAUCAUGUCUGACCCCAUCACUCUGAAUGUUGGAGGAAAGCUGUAUACUACCUCCCUGUCGACCUUGACCAGUUUUCCCAAUUCCAUGCUGGGAGCCAUGUUCAGUGGGAAGAUGCCCACCAAGAAAGACAGCCAAGGCAACUGCUUCAUUGACCGAGACGGCAAGGUUUUUCGCUACAUCCUGAACUUCUUGAGAACUUCUCACCUGGACCUUCCUGAGGAUUUCCAAGAGAUGGGGCUGCUCCGGAGGGAAGCUGACUUCUACCAAGUGCAGCCUCUGAUUGAAGCACUUCAGGAAAAAGAGGUAGAGCUGUCCAAGGCCGAGAAGAACGCCAUGCUUAACAUUACCCUGAACAAGCGUGUGCAGAACAUCCACUUCACCGUCCGGGAAGCACCACAGAUCUACAGCUUGUCCUCUUCAGACAUGGAGGUCUUCAACGCCAACAUCUUCAGCACAUCCAGCCUUUUCCUGAAGCUCUUGGGUUCCAAGCUCUUCUACUGCUUCAAUGGCAACCUGUCUUCCAUCUCCAGCUACUUGCAAGACCCAAACCACCUCACUUUGGAUUGGGUGGCCAGCGUGGACGGCUUACCUGAAGAAGAAUACACUAAACAGAAUUUAAAAAGACUGUGGGUGGUGCCGGCCAACAAGCAGAUUAACAGCUUCCAAAUGUUUGUGGAGGAGGUAUUGAAAAUCGCCCUCAGCGAUGGCUUUUGUGUGGAUUCUUCCCACCCGCACCUCUCUGAUUUUAUGAAUAAUAAGAUUAUUCGAUUAAUACGGUACAGGUAGAAUGGUGCAACUUCCAGCACAUAUGCAGUCUACACGAUAACACAAGGUCAGCAGAGUGUUUCUCUUAAAGCACCAGCUAUGAAACACUCACCAGCAGUGUGAUACAGAAUCAUAUACUAAUAUGUAUUAAUCACUAAGCAGGAGUUGAUUUCCCCCCCUAUAAUGUAGCUAUCUCUAUGCCCUUUCAGAAUAUAUGUUCUCUAAUCAUAGGGAGCAUUCUUCUCCAGGUUUAUUAGGAUACCGCUAAUAUAUUAUCAGGGAUGGAGGGUCUCCCGAUACUCUUUAGAGGAGACAGCUGAUGGUCUUUAUGGCUGGGGAAAAGGAGCAUCAGACUCUCCCCAUUGGUUGCUUACCCAUCUCUACCAUUGUCUAGGACCUCAGUUAACUCAUCUGUGCUAAGGGAAAAUGCCAUGUUGGGCGCUGGGAGGGGGAGUGGAGAGGAACUAUGAAGGUUGUAAAAUCUAUUCACUGCUCCAGGAUCCUGGGAUCCAAGCGAGUUUGUCUCACCAAAGCAAGUGAAUUUCUGCAGCCCCAUAGUUAUUUACACAGAAGACCAAACAUUAUUGGCUUCAUUGGAGUUGGGUUGUAUUCAUGGAGAUUUUUUUUUUCAUCAAUAAUCUCCAGGGAAUGGGGCAGCUAGGUGGUGCAGUGGAUAGAGCAUCAGCCCUGAAGUCAGGAGGACCCAAAUUCAAAUUUGGCCUCAGACACUUAACACUUCCUAGCUGUGUGACCCUGGGCAAGUCACUUAACCCCAAUUGCCUCAGCAAAGAAUAACAAUAAUAAUAUCCAGGGAAGAAGGAGGAGGUGGGAAGAGAAUGCAGAAGUAAGUUCGAGCAGAAAACAAGCCACAAGAAUGACUUGAGUUUUGUUCUAAGCUUAGUCACAGUUUAGAACAUGGACUUUAGUCAUGGACUGUAAGACUAUUGAUUGAAGGUUCCUGGUUUUUGAGAGAGAAAAGAUGUUAUGUUAUCACAGUGUUGCUACUAGAUACCAUGAUCCAUAGUCCCCAACAAAGAGACAAACAUUCUUAUCUAUACGUCUAAAUAAGUAUAAUCCUUUCAUAGCAAGAGCCAUAUGUUCCAUCGCUAUAUAGUCUUUGCUCAAGGCUUUUUCUGAGCUUCUCUUUCAGAAUGUCCUUAAUCAAGCAAAAGUUGGAACAAAGGGUGGAAAUUACAAGAGGCCAGGUGGAAAUUUCAGUCUAGGAUAAGGAAGACCUUCCUAACAAUUGGAGCUUUGUAAAAAUGAAUGUGUUGUCUUAAUAGGGAGGGGAUUCUCUUGUCACUGGAAGUUAUGAUGUAGUUCCUAGAAACAGAAUUUCAAAGUUGACAGGGACCCCAGAGGCCAUCUAGCCAAUAUCACUUAUGAAUAAGAACCUCCACUACACAUGCCCACAAAGUGAUCAAAUAGCCUUUGUUUAAAGAUCUCCUAUAAUGAAAAAAUCACUGUUUUUCUAAGCAGCCAACUCUUAGUACAACUCUAAUGGUUAGGAAAUUUUUUCCUCACCUUGAACCUGAAUUAGCUCCAUUUUAAUUUCCAUCCAUUGGCCCUAAUUCUGGGACCAAGCAGAACAAAUCUAAUCCUUCUUUCAUAUGUGCCCCAUUAAAUACUUGAAGAUGGUUAAUAUGUUCCCCCUGAGUGUUUUCCAGAAUAAAUGUCCCCAGCCCCAAUGCUCAUGUGGCACAGUCCAGUCCUCUUGGCUUCCUCUUUGCUAUUUGGAUGUAUUCUAGUUGCCAUUGCUCCCUCUAAAAAAUGGCACUGAGCAAAAUACUCCAUCUGGGGUCUCACAUACCAUAGAGCAGUAGGACUAUUGUUUCCCUCACUAGACAUUCCAUUUCUUUGUGCUAAUCGGGCCUUGGAAAAAGGGCCAUGUUCUCUCUCUCUUAUCUCACUAAUACUACUAAGCUGGCAGAACUGGUGAUAAGUUUUAGAUUGUCAGUGGCCUUCCUCAAAUGUGGUACCCAGAACUAAACAAAAUACUCUAGAUGUCUGACCAGGGCAAAAUACGGCGGGACUUAGAUCAUCUCUUUCCUUCUGGAAACUAUGCUUCUGUGAACGCAGCCUGAAAUCAUUGGAUGUACCAUUCUCCUACAUACUGGAAAGUCAGUCCUGAUGUUUCAGUCACACCUGGGACACAUUGUUUGGGUCAGGUACAGGUCAAGAAAGCCAGGGGCGAGGGCAUCCUCCUGGCUUUGCAGGAUCCAACCGGUGAUGAGUGGUGCAAGCUGCACCCUAUGAGAUGUCACUGGGCCAGCUGCCUUAGGACCCCCAAUGGUCCUCUCAUUUUUGUGAAGGCUCAUGCAGCUGAGCUGCAAAAAACUCAAACUUGGAUCAUUCCUCUCCACGACAACAAAGCACGGGAAUCCGAGAUGCUUAAUUUGUUACUGGCUAGUGCUGGGCAAGCUAAUGGCUCCAUGGGCCCCUGGAGAAACCUAUAUAGCUGUAUUCUCUGUGGAGCACCGGGGAAAGUAUAGCUUUCUUUAUACAAUAAAUUGUAUGGCUUUAAUGCAGCACAA
Antechinus flavipes (yellow-footed antechinus) is the source of this 3593-nucleotide messenger RNA. RefSeq names its product potassium channel tetramerization domain containing 21 (gene KCTD21). The record is from RefSeq and is a predicted model, not a curated record. NCBI's taxonomy places the organism in Eukaryota, Metazoa, Chordata, Mammalia, Dasyuromorphia, Dasyuridae. Bases 298 to 1080 code for a protein of 260 amino acids. Gene Ontology annotation, biological process: ubiquitin-dependent protein catabolic process; protein homooligomerization. Gene Ontology annotation, molecular function: cullin family protein binding; histone deacetylase binding. The transcript is spliced from 2 exons.